Molecule: messenger RNA, 1800 nt
Organism: Durio zibethinus
Lineage: Eukaryota; Viridiplantae; Streptophyta; Magnoliopsida; Malvales; Malvaceae
Source: RefSeq, a predicted model, not a curated record
UCAUCCCAUUGUAAUAAAUCUUAUAAAGCAAUUGAUUAUUUGCUAAAUGUGAAAAAUAUUUUUCAAUGAAUAUCAAGUCUUCCUUUCUUUGAUUAAUAAUAUUAGGAAAAAUAUUUGUGUAGAACGUGGAAAAGAUGCCGGACCUUGGCUUUAGAAACAAAAAAAAAACAAGUCAAAAACCAUUCUUUCCUUAAUCCCCGUUGAUAGGUUCCUUUCAUUUCAUUUCCGUUUUUGUUAAUAUAUUAGGUGAUUCGACUGUUUGUCGCUGUAUAUAUUUUAUAUUUAUAAAUUCCCAAAAUAAAGAAAAAGAAAACAAAAAAGAAGCCGGAAUCCAGCGGCUUCCAUCUCUUUCUCUUUUUCAAAAACCAAAUCCCUGAUUUCUUCCUCAAUUUCUGCUGAUUUUUUCUCCGAUUCCGAGGGGAAUGUAAAGUGGUGCAUACUAUAUUUGAAAUGUCAAGUUGAUUAUAAUUCAAAUUAAAGCAAUUAUAAACUGGAAGAAUACAGAUUCGAAGAGGCAACAGAAAAUUCAUCUUCUUAGACUGAUUGGUUGAGGUACGUGCUCUGAUAUUGGUUUCUGGAAAGGAAACUAUGGAGAUAAAAUCUUACCAAAAUCAGGCUGAGCUGCUGGUAAAGGAAUAUUUACUAGCAGAUUCCUUCAUCCCAUACACAUCAGUUAUUUGUGGCGUUUGUGCUUGCAAGAUGGUCUAUGAUCUUACACAGAAGUUUAGCAAUAUUUACUUCAAGAGCUACCCUAGCCUAUCAAAAGUCCAACGCACUGAGUGGAGCAACCGAUCCAUAUCAACCUUUCAUGCUGUUUUCAUAACAGUUAUGUCCUUAUACUUCGUGUUUUGGUCAAAUCUCUAUUCUGACUACCAAUAUGCUGGCCCAGUUACUUUCCGCAGUUCUGCACUGUCUACAUUCACGUUGGGGGUAUCUGUUGGUUACUUUCUUGCUGACAUUGGGAUGAUCAUUUGGUUUUACCCUUCUCUAGGUGGAAUGGAGUAUGUCCUUCAUCAUCUUCUGUCAGUAGCAGGUGUAGCAUAUUCUAUGUUGACUGGGGAGGGUCAGCUUUACACCUUCAUGGUACUCAUCUCUGAGACUACAACCCCUGGGAUCAACUUGAGAUGGUAUCUUGAGACAGCUGGAAUGAAGAGAUCCACAGCUUACUUAAUUAAUGGAGUUGUAAUAUUUGUUUCAUGGCUGGUUGCUAGAAUACUCCUGUUUAUGUAUCUAUUUUACCACAUCUACUUGCACUAUGAUCAGGUUAAGCUGGUGCACCACUUCGGGCUAUUGUUAAUAUUCGUUGUGCCUUUAGUCCUUUCUGUUAUGAACUUAAUGUGGUUUGGAAAGAUUAUCAAGGGAUUAAAGAAGACAUUAGCGAAGAGACAGUGAAAAGGUACAUUGAAACCGACUCUGAUGAGGUGACAUUGGCAAAGAAAAUCCUUCUAUCAGGCUUAAUGUCAUGUGCAUUCGCACUCUCCACUUUGUUAAUGUGUAAAUGGUAUAAAGGGUAGAGGUGAAAACCAUACAGCCGUCGCAGUUUCUGAUUCAAUGUUACAAAUUAUCUUGUAAUGCAGAAGCACGAUUGAUCGGAUAUGUACUUUCUAGCAAUGUGGCAAUUUAUACUUUUAGACAAACUAUAUUAUUAUUAAAUCUCAAAUUUCAUAAUUUUCUCAUUUAAUGGAAACAAUCAAAUGUAAAUAUGCAAAAAGAUCAAUCUAUACUUUAAGCAGACUACAUUGUAAAUCUCAAAUUUCAUAGUUCUGUGCUCUAACGAAGUCAAUCAAAUGUAGACAUGUA